Molecule: messenger RNA, 1811 nt
Organism: Frieseomelitta varia
Lineage: Eukaryota; Metazoa; Arthropoda; Insecta; Hymenoptera; Apidae
Gene: cag
Product: jerky protein homolog-like
Exons: 3
Coding region: 827-1564 (245 amino acids)
Cellular component (GO): nucleus
Molecular function (GO): DNA binding
Source: RefSeq, a predicted model, not a curated record
CUACAUCCCACGCUAUGCACGGUACAUUAUAACUUGCAUAUCGGUUUACCUACAUAUGUAUUACCUACAUAUGUAUUAUCAAGAACGAAUAGAACGUGUUAUUUCACAGAAGAUGGAUAUACGUGCAUCAUUUAGUCGUAAACAUCACUGAUGUUUCGCGUUCCUCGUCCACGUAAUAGCGUGGCUCUGCGAUGCCUUUUGUAGUAACUUUCGCGUAAACUCUCACGUGCCACAUUAGGCUACCUUUCAUUCUUAAGUUGGACGCACGAAUUCAUCGUGGAAUUCACGCCACCCUAUUGUAUGCGAAUACAAUACGAAUUCAGUAUAUCCAAAAGCGCUUCGAACGAGUGAUACGAAUUUCGAUGAGUCGUCUUGUCAAACAAAAUUUGUUGACUCUUCGAUACAGGGGGAUCUUUCAUUUUAUUGAUAAGGAGCGACUCGGAGUUUAAUCUGAGAUUACUAAAGUAUUAUGCCUAUACGAAUCGAUUACAGCCACCCAGUGUAUUUUGAAAUUUUGAUUAACCUUUUUCUUUGAUAACAUUUUUUUUAUGCUCCUAAUUGUAAGCGCCAGAGGACGUCGCGAUCGAAAUGUUCUUUUCCUAUCAGUGAGCUGUUUAAAUGAGAUUUUGAGUGGGAAUUCAAAUAUGACAGUAUUGCACAAAUAAUUGAGUCUCGCUUGAAGUGAGUUGAAGUUUCAAAAUUACCUCGUUGUUUGUUCGAUUUUUAUCGAUAAAUACGAGCAGUCGAAACGAGAGAGAUUCUUCACUGAUUGUAUUACCAUGCUAAUGUGAUUAAUCAGUAUGCCUCAAGUAGAAAUGCUACAAGCAUGUCAGGGAAAAGGAAAAAAGUCAUUGUCACCAUGGCAAAGAAGUUAGAAGCUUUAUACAGAAUCGAUAAAGGUGAGCCACUGAAAAGUGUGGCUAUUGAUUUAGGAGUAGGAACAUCUACUGUCUCUGAUUGGAAAAAAAACAGAAAAGAGAUUGAAGACUUUUGUGCCAAGAUGGUUUCUAGAGAUAGCUUGGGUAAUAGAGGAACAAUUAAAAAAGCAAAGAAUGUAACACUGGAUGAUGCACUAUAUGUGUGGUACAUACAAGAACGUGAGAAUGGCGUUCCUGUGUCAGGACCUAUCCUUAGAAAAAAGGCCCUCAGCCUUAAUAAGAAAUUAGGUGGUGAUCCUACUUUCACAGCAAGUGUAGGAUGGCUAGGAAGAUGGAAAGCUAGGCAUGGUAUAAGAUUAACCCUCUGUAGUGAAAGUUUAUUGGAGGAUGCUAUUACUAAUGACAGUUCAGAUCGAUUAUUAUUAGAAGAUAACAUUGUGACUGUAUGUUUAUCCACUCAAGAUGAAGAAGUCAUUCAAGACUCUUUCAAUGAUAGAUGUGAUCAAGAAGCAACAGGUGUAAAUCACCUUGAAGCGAAGGAAAUGUUAGAGAAACUGAUUACCUAUUUUGAGCAACAAAGUGACACCUUAGAGAAUGAAAUAAUGACCCUGAGACGUUUACGUGACUGUACAUCAAAGAAAUAUUUGCUGACUCUGAAAAAGGAAACCGCUGAUUUUAUUAAAUAACACUGCCACUAGUUUAUAGUAAUAAUUUGUGUAUAUAUACCUUUCUACCAUCUAAUUUUUCUAAUGUAAAUAAAUUCUGUAAAUAUAUAAUAUUUUUUUACCGUUGAUCUACCAAAAAUUGUACACUGAGCAUCAGUUCUCACGUAUGCAAAUUUGUAGACGAAUUUAUUGGUGUUUACUCCAAGAUUAAUUUGGAUUUGUCCUUAAAUACAUAGAAAGGAUAUUUUUAUCAGGCAAAUGUAAUUUU